GCUUUGUUAUUGAUUUUGUGCGUAUUUCGCUCACUAUAAUCUUUCUCAUGCGGAUUCGGCGGUGCUUUUCUGCAAUUUAUUAAAAUUUUCCAUUAUUCGGAACCUAAAUAUGUUAAGCAACCAUUUGUUUAACCAACAGAAAAUUAUUUUAAUCAAAGAUGAAUACGGCAUUGAACCAAAAUGUGAAAAGUUAGUUUCCAAAUGGCUCCGGGAGCAAAGAGGAGACGCAGCCACACUUGAAACAGUCACGUUGCUCCAAACUCCACAAGUACAGUCGCCGCAUCUUUUUGGUCGUGUUUCGAAGCUAGCUAGGUGUCAUCGGCCAGCAGAACUUUUUGCGUUUGUUGAUAGUUGCCGGAAGUCUGAUUUUCCGAUACAGCAACUAUUCCUAUGGGCCACCGUUAAAAAUAUGACUGAGCAAUUUUUGAUACCUUAUUUGGAGCACAUGGCUGAGGUGGUCGUUAGCUUGGAAGACGAUCGACACCUUUCAAUAUUGAGCCGAAAAACCGGUGGCAGCAUUAGCAAUCGACAGUUUCAGUAUCAAAUUGAUGGUGACAGUAUGUCAGUAAAAGAAAUUAAAAAGCGAGAUCAGCUGGCGGAGAAACCUGUUCCAAUCGGUGCGGAUCCACCAGUAGCAACUCCUUCGACUACGUUCAAAAUUGGUGAUCUGAAAAAAGACGAGCAAGAAGCCAGGGACGCUUUGACGUUGCCAUUCGAGUUCUAUAAAAGUACACCAGAAGGUGGUCGAAUUCUGUACCAUCCAGACGCUGAAGACGAUCUGGACGAGGAAGAUCCAGAUGAUGAUUUGAUGAUAUGAAAAAUUAUUUAUAUAUUUUAUAACAACUCGUCAUUGUUUUGUAUUUGCAAUUGGUUUUGCUGAGUUAUUUGUUAUUGCUGAAAGAUCAAACGAAAUGCUUUUCUUGUUUUGCAAUUGCAGUAGCAAAACGACGUUCUUACAUCGACCUAAAUAUACCUUUUCCACAUAUUUAAGUAGGAUAAAAAUUAUUCGAGGGUUUGUUUUGAGUUUUAAGGAAAAGAUUAAUUUUUUGAAGUUUUCUUAUUAUUUCAAGCAACAAAAUUGAGUUAUUAUUAUUAUUUUUUUUUUUGGUAUGCCUCAUAGUUCCAACGGUAUCACUUUAUAUUAUCUUAUCGAGUUUGAACUUUAUGAAAUUUGUUUAAAAGUUCACAACGGAAAGCUAAAAUACAACAGUAUCGAAGAAUGUGGAGUGUUUUAGGAAAAGUAGUUGAAAAGAUUAUUUUCUUACAAGUUAUUCAACUUCACGUGGUAAUACAAAGUGAUAUGAUGAUUUCUUAUCCUUAUUUUCGACUUUUUUUCCAGUUUGAAUUUCUAAAGCCAUCGACAUUCCUCACGUUUAACGUGCCAUCAAAAAACAAAAUCACUCGUGCGUUGAUGCAAAAAUAAAAACGUUUAAAACAAUGUGAACAAAGUGUUCAUAAAUGGCACAUAAUCUUCGAGAGGGCAACUAUAAAACAAUAACUUACGCUAACUGAGCAGCAGCAACUGUUGUUCAAACAGUCAUCAUAAGAAACCCAUCCCAUCGGAAUCUCGUUCGGCCAUCGAAAACGCGUCACUCUUUGGAUCCGGAGCUCGACUGCUCCAAAUAGUUCGGUCACAGGCAGGCACUUCACGAUAGAUCCCACCUUGCUCCAGUUCUCCAGCAAAACAAGUUUCCCUUAUAGUAAAAAUUUGCUGCACUAACCUAUCUAGUUCAUGCUCUUUGGUUGUAUCCGUUUGAUUUACCCCCAAGGUUUCAUCGCUUCCGAUCACCAGGAAGUGCGUCACACCCAGGAGAACCUUUUUGUGGAUCAAUUUAACUGUCCAGAUGCCCACCUGCAAUGGGACUUUGAUAUUGAUCGCUUUGCUGAAAUGAAUCAAAUUUUCCUCCGGCCCUGCCGGAUUGUCUUCGAUCGUCAGGUCAACUGAAUCUGCCAAUUUGCCCUCGGGAUCGAUCCACAGCACGUUCAGUGGAUAACUGGAGGUGUUUUUUUCGUUACGGGAUGGAGCUAAUCGGAAAAUUAACACCAGCUCCGAGAAACUUCCAAUAAUUCUUGGAAAAUUUCGGGACAAUUGCUCUUUCUGGUCGAAAUCGGUGCUCACUUCGAAUUGUGUUAUUCGACGCCCUAGAGGGGCUGUUUUGGAUACCUGGGCGGAAUUGUUGGGUUGAACGCGAGUUUCCCAUAGCGCGGAAUCCGACUCGAAAAGAAUCAGAAACCCUCGAUAGUGAUCGCGUUCCAGAUAGUGAGUCAAUUCUCGUAUCCGGAAGGGCUCCUGAAAUUGCAUUAGUUUGGAAUUGCUUCUCAGAAUACUUUGGCUCACUUUCAGGACAGCCCCAUCGAUGGCAGUGCUUUGGUCUUCAUAAUGGUAGAAGUUCUGCCAAUAAGAGUGAAGGUUUGGGUAAUCCGCCGGAUAAGGUCCAUGAACCCAUUCCUCAAGUUGCAAUAUGACAGCUUGGUUGAUAAUCGGUUCGAACUUUCGUGCGAAAUAAAACUGUUUAGCUAGAGUUCCUUGAAGCUUUGCCCAAUCUUCCGGCUUGAAAUCGUUCGGACUACAGCCACACCAGUCUACGAUCUGUUUGUACUGACAUUUGCACCCGAGCCUCCUCUUCCAAUUGGUCACGUGUAAAUUAUUGUCCACGUAGCUAUUGCAAAAUUUGGAAUUGCGCAGAACCGUGUGAAAAAACGAUUCCGCUGGCAGUAUUGUUUGACGGAAUAUAACCAUCAAUCCCUCGAUCAGAUCGUCUCCUUGUUGACCCUCGGUCACGUAUCUAGCAAAGUCUCUCGAAAGGCAGAUCCAAUCACUUCCUCCGUCGAUUUGAAUGCCCGCCGGCAGCACUCGAUCACCAAUUCUCCACAUGUGAUUGUCGCACUCCACAAACGUCCGAUCCAAUCCCUGCUUCUGAAUGAAGCGCUGAACCUCACGGCCGUGGCUACGGACGAAAUUUUUGCCCCGAUUGGCGCUCAAAAACAGCACCAACUUUUCCAGUGUCUUAACGGGAAAAUCGCUUUCACUCAAAUUGAGAACAUAAUCCCAACGCCAUUCGGGCAUUUGCUGAAGCAGGUGCUGCAUACAUCCUAGCAACAUUUGCAGCAACGAGGCACCUCCCCAGAUGGUGGACCAGCGAUGACGGGAUAGCCGCACAUUCGGGUACCGGGACUCUAGCUUUCGAAGCUCCCGAAACAGAUAUUCCUGGCGCUAAAAAUAAAAGCAUUCAUGAGCAUGCCAAAACCGAUGUCUGUGUUCAAGAGCACCACAGCAGAAUUUCAAAAUUCCAAAAAUAUUCUGAAAUGAUAUGCUUUUCGUUGAAUUUAACAAAACUUACCGAAUCGAUAUGAAUGAAAUAGUAGUGCCUAGGGCUAUAAAGCGUUCUGAGCAGCCGGUGAACUUGUCGCAAAGCACGACCAUUCAGUGUCAGCAGGAAAACGAUCCGAACCGGUUCCUCGCUCACUUUGGGCACAAUUUCUGUCGACUGUGGACUGAAUUCUGAAAAAUAAUGUACCGAUUUGUAGAACUUAAUGUUUUUUGUUUUUUAAUGAAAGCCGAACGUACUAGCGAUGCCCGUUUCGUAGACGUUAACUGUGAAAUAUCCGCCGCAAGCUUGUUUCGGAUCACCUGAACAUUUCAUAUUGCAGCUCGAGUCAGGUAAUUU
This is a messenger RNA of Uranotaenia lowii, 3668 nucleotides long. It is a transcript of the gene Elp5, whose product is annotated as elongator complex protein 5. Gene Ontology annotation, cellular component: elongator holoenzyme complex; nucleus; cytosol. The record is from RefSeq and is a predicted model, not a curated record. Gene Ontology annotation, molecular function: tRNA binding. The coding region runs from base 110 to 817 and encodes 235 amino acids. Gene Ontology annotation, biological process: tRNA wobble uridine modification. The transcript is spliced from 4 exons. Lineage: Eukaryota; Metazoa; Arthropoda; Insecta; Diptera; Culicidae.